CUUAUCUUGCAGCUGUAUCAAACAGAAUAACAGCCCAUCCACUGGGGGCUGAUCUGAGCCUGGUCUGCUUUGUGUUUAUGCCAUUAGAAAGCAUUAUUCCAAUAUGGAGGAAAGAGGUCGCAAAGCUACUACUGUGCAGACGCGGGCACUCCUACGCCUUCAGUCUCCCUCUGCCGUUCAUUGGUCCAUUCAGCAUCUUCAGCACCACGCAGGCUGAACAGCGACACACAGCCGUGCAGCCUUCAUCAGAUGAGGAUGCCGAGCGGCGGAUACGCUGCCCUCCACGGUUACUAUGACACUGUUUAUCUCAGAUUUUUGUCAACCCUAAUGUCGUUGUUUCAUCAGUCUUUAACAUGUGUUGACAGCCGGUGUAUCUGCAGCUCAUUGUCUCCCCGGGUUUGAUCGGGAGCGACCCGCCUGUGUCGUCUAACUCUGCAGGAGGAAGCUGUUUUUCCCGUCACAGAUGCUCGGACUCCCAGGGUUUGUUUAUUCCACCGGGUUUCCCUCCGGUCGAGAGGACAGGCAUGCCGGACAGUGACAGUACCACCGCUCGGGUUAUAGGCAGCAGCAGCGUCUCAUGUUCAGUGCCGCAUCAACAAGCCUCGCCGCCCGACCACCGGGUCCCCCUGCCGGCGCCCCGGUGUCCGCCGGUCCCCCGACGCCUCUUGUGACAUGACAGCUCGGGGACGGAAGAAGAGGAUCAAAGGUUACGGGCAGGGGUCCAAGCAGGAGCAGAGACGGGUCGGAUCCUUGAGGAGAGGGCGCACGGAAACAGACUGUGUGCACUGUUUGAGAGGAGAGGAUACAAUCAUACCUGUAUCAAAAAUUCAUGUGAUACUUUAUUAGUCCCCGCAGGGUGUUUCUCGUGUGGCUCCCACAGAGAGGUCAGAGCCACGGAGCAGCGGCCCCUGGAGUUGCCUAUACUGACACAGGGGUGUCCUGGUCUCACUGAACCCAGCUGUCCCCCCUCACUGAAGCCUUAUUGUGAUUCUGAUUCGGGCCUACAGCGUGGAGAGUGGUAGCACCCACCUUUGCCUUACAGUUUCAUCUGAUGCACGGCCUCAUAGUGUUGAUACUGGUCGAGUCCCAGUCAGCAGUGUUGUUCCCCAGGCCUGGCAGGCUCACUUGGCUGCUCCUGACCAUCACCUUCACCUGCACCGCCAUGGGCUGCAUCCAGAGCAUCGCCUGUAACAAGUCACGCAUCAAACGGGAGAACAUCGUGGUGUACGACCUGUCGGCCACCAUAGACCACUGCCCGACUGUCAUUGAGGAGAACUCGCCCAUAGUGCUUCGGUACAAGACGCCCUAUUUCAAAGCCUCGGCGCGGAUUGUGAUGCCCCCCAUUCCGCGCAACGAGACAUGGGUGGUGGGUUGGAUCCAGGCGUGCACCCAAAUGGAAUUUUACAACACCUAUGGAGAUGUCGGCAUGUCGAGCUGGGAGCUGCCUCAGCUACGAGAAGGCCUGGUGAGGGCCAUCAGCGACUCAGACGGCGUGAGCUACCCCUGGUACGGAAACACGACAGAGACUGUCACCAUAGUGGGCCCCACCUCCAAGCCAUCCCGCUUCAUCGUUAGCAUGAAUGACAAUUUUUACCCCAGCGUCACCUGGGCCGUGCCGGUCAGUGAAUCCAACACGCCCUUACUGACCAACAUCAAAAGGGACCAGAGCUUCACCACCUGGCUGGUGGCGCUCAACACCACGUCCAGGGAAAAGAUCCUGCUCCACACCAUCAAGUGGAGGAUGAGGGUCGAUAUCGCGGUGGAUCCGUCCCUCCCUCUGGGCUCCAGGGCCAGGCUGGUGGGCAGGGUGCACCAGGACCAGCCGCGGGUGCUGACCCGCAUGGAGCCCAUCCCUCCCAACGCCAUGGGGAGGCCCAACGCCAACGACGCCCAGGUUCUGAUGUGGAGGCCAAGGAGAGGGCCUCCGCUUGUUGUCAUACCACCCAAGUAGAUCGUUGGGAGCAUCUGAUUGGCCGUUUGUUAUAUCAUAUCAAAGCGGGCCACCUCUAUAGUCAGACAGGAUAAUCAGAUGAAAGACAAAAACAACAAAAAUGAAGAUCCAUAAGCAGGCUGAGACUUGUGUCAACGGCACAAAUCAAAAGUUGCAGUCUUUUGCGUGUAAAAUCUCGAGGGGACAACCGCCUUAAUUCCCCACUGCUGCCUUUGACAAUCCAGAAAGUUUGUUGGUCUCUCCUUCUGGUGCUGUUGAGCUGUUGGGCACCCAGGCCUUCACUGCAGCCCAGCACAACUGAGCAAAGCUAACUCUGAAAGUCCGCCAUCAGUGCUGGGAUGUAACACAAACCUGUACUGUAGCUACUCAGGCCCAGAACGAAAACGAUCAAGCCUAAACACAGACCCUGUUUCAAAAGGUUCUUCAGCCUUAAUGAUGACAUGAUACUGGCCUGCUCCGUACUGUACAGUAAAGUGCUGUGUACGAGUGUAACCAAGGGAAGGUGAUAGUGUUUAUGUGUCAUGCAACACUGCUGCAGGGUGUAUUCAUUACAGAGAUAACUAUAGUAUCUAAAAUGUUACUGGGAUGAUGUGCUUUCAGAGAUGAUGUGAGUGUGGGUGUGCAGGCAUGUGUGUUUGUGUUUGUGUGUUUUCUAUAAUGGAGACCCAGGGUUGGGUCCGGGCUUGCUGCUUUGUCACACCAGACUGCCUCAUACACACACAGACAUAAACACACACACAUACACACACACACACACACACACACACACACACACACACACACACACACACACACCGGUGGCCUCAUUAUGCUACAGGGAGGGACACUUUACAAGAUGAUUUAAAAAAACAGAAAGAUUGUCAACAUACAUGCAUCCUCAGAGCCACUUUGUUUUUUUAACAUAUCACAGAAAAUGUAGAAAUCACAGCUUUUGGAUUUGGUGACGUGCACAUUGUGCGUGCAUUCAGAAGAACCUUAAAUGAAGCCCUGCAGCGGGAUUUUUGUUUUUCAAUCACAAAAGGCCAGUUCAUCCGAGCUGCAGAGCUUCUCCCUCCCUGCCUUUUGAAAGCCAGUGAUGCCUGUGUUGAUGACAGCCUUCUGCAGUGAAAACACGACAACGUCUUUGCCAUGUCCCAUCUAAUCCUAUCUGUGCGGUGGAGAGGUUAUUUUAUUUUACGAGUCAUAAAAUGAGUCUGCCGUCAGUGGCUGCGCGAGGACAAACAGAGCUACGUGACGUCUUUAUCCAGUCAGUAUUUGCUGUUGAAGAGCAAAGAUUGUAGUAAACUGUAUUUACACUGUUAGAAGAAUCAGUUCAUCUAAAUUACAAAGAAAACAAAGCUUCUCACUUAUCCAGCCAUGCAUAUUUUUGGGGGAUUUUAUUUGUCCAAGUUUUGAAAUAUCUGUCUGUGACAUUUGUGCCUGAAAUUUCUUUAGUGAUCAUAGCUUUGAAAAACUGCAUUCAAACAAGACUUAAAAGUCGACAGCCACGCUAGCAGCUCUGAGGCUGAGUGCUAACAUGCUAACAUGACCAAGUACCGGGAGUGUCCCUAUGUUCCCCAGCUUAAUACCCACUUAAAAUAACUCAUUAAGGAGACCUUUUAAAGCAGUGGUUCCCAACUGGUGGGUCACAGCUCCAUUCUGAAUGGACUGCAAGUGACUCACGAAUGUGCCAAGUUUGUAAAAAACACACUUUAUUUUUAAGUAUAGUGAAUUUCUAGCACAGGGCUUUUAUUUUGAAGUUCUGUUUCCUGCUGUACACUUUGUGACUAAUGGGCAGCUACUUGACAGAGGCCAAACACAACUAUGACGCUGAAUAUAUUAAACAGUGUGGACCUUGAACUGAUGACGAAGGAGAAAUCUGGACCCCAGGACUAGACCAGUUGGGAACCACUGUUUUAAAUGGUUUUAUGUUCUCAGCAAUGUUUUUUUAAUAGGACAAAUGUUCACUGUAUGUUCCCCUGGAAUAACAUGUUGAAAUCACCCACCUUCAACCUAAAGCCUGCUGAUGGUUAACUCCUUAAAAACUAGACCCUCGAAUUUGUGGGCAAGACCGUUUUCUUGACUGUAGACAUUGAUAUCAGCACAGUGGCCCAACGGAUUAUUACGACUAAAACUGCACUCCAAACAUCUGUAUCCCUCCGAUGUUUUGCAAUCUGAACUGCGAAGCUAGCCCUUACAAAACUCUUAAUACGUUAGUUUAUAUCAAGAGACACAGGACUCUCGAAACAUAGGGACGACAUCCCAAGUACCAUGUUUACCAUCAUCUUAGUUUAGCGUGUUAGCUAGUGACGAUUGUACAACUGAGGCUGACGAGAAUCUCUGUUUUUUUAGCAGGUAUUUGGUUAUGAACUGAAGUAUUAGACGUUAAAUCUGGAUGAUGGCGCUAGUAGGAAAGUCACUUAAUCACCAAACUUGUGCCACAAUGAAUAUCUCGCUACCUAUAUAGUAGUUGUCAGAAUGGGUUAUUAAAAAACAAAGAUCAGGAAAUACAAUCAUAUUGUCUAUUAAAACCAGUAUGAAUAUUACUUGUUUAAUAAUUAGGCCUUGGAUAAUAUAUCACUUAUGAAUCAUUCAUUUGAUCUAGCUAGAGAGAGUGACUUAUGGCACUUGACGAUAAGGGCACCUGGCAUACUGACACAACACCACUUGGAAAACUUGGAUUACUUUCUAUGAAAACCCCUUUUGAUUCUUUUGAUCUGAGGUCCCUUACGGACUAAAGGAAUAUGAAUAUCUCAUAGGGUAAUCGAGGAAUGGACACAUAAUCUGAGGGAGCCAACAACCCAGUUUUAUUCAUCUGAAGAACGGCUUGGCAACCAGACCAGGCUUCUAAUUGAGACAGGCCUUUAUUUGUCACGUGUUGCCACACUGGGCGUUUAAUCAAAGCUUUACGGUAUGUCAACCUCGUGGUCGCGCAAGAGGAAUUACCGAGUAAUUAGGACAUAUCCUUUAGGAACCUUUAAUAUCUGUACAGAAUUUUGCAGCAAUCGAACCAGUACUUGUUGAGAUAUUUAAAUGGGGGCAAAAUUGGUGGACCAAUAAACCAAAAAAUGAAUGUUGCCAUCUUUUGUAUGACCCUGCAUGGCCAAAGAUUGUCACCCUUGAUCAUCCACAGCCUUUGUUAUCAACAGUUUUCAUAAGAGUAACUUCUUAAAAGUAUUUACAAUGGAAGCUGCUUCUGGAGAGACAUGUUGAUAAUGAUUUUAAAUGUAAACUGUCAAAGCUGUGAGCGUGUGGCACUCCAGUCACCUCCACUGUAUCAGGUGGAGGCAGAAAUCUUCAAGGCGGAUAUCUGAAAACCUGGGAAAAUAAGUGAAACUUUCUACAUGGCUAAGUACCGACAGAAGUGAGAAGUUUUUUUUGUAAUUUGGGUGGAGUGACCCUUUAAAGAUUGGUGCAGUAUUUGGUUUACACAGACAUCUUUCUUGUGCCAUUAAGCUCUUUUUUUAUGUGUUUUUAUGAAGACUCAUGACGACAGAAUAUUUCACAAUCAUGUUGAAUCUGAAGAUGUUGCUGAUCAGGCAGGUCUGUACGUUGUAUUUCUGUUCACACACACUCAGCACACAGCGGACCAGUGAAACCGCUCAUGCCGAAGUGCUGAGCUGGUCCCGAUGAGACAGAGAUGAAGAGAGAGACGGAGGAUGUAACCACGUUAUCUUACCCAUGCUGCUGCUCAUUACUCCUGGUGCAAACCGAACGAGCCUUCACACACACACAUACACACCUCACCUGGAACGACGCCGGGAGUGUCUCUGCCUGUGUGUUGCCAGCCGGGCAACACACUCAUCACGCAAACACUGGAUAGUUUAACAACACGCCAAUUGUAGCCAUUACACAGGAGCAGUUUGUGACGCUGACAAUCAAGGGAAACAUCUAGAGCAGCACUUUGUAACCGGAGGUGAUCUUUACUGGUCUGAUUAUCAGAGGAUUGAGGCUUUUAUAGGGGGAAAGGAAGCAGAAACUUUUUUUCACACGUUGCCCCAAUUAAAAUAAAGUGUUAGCGAAAAUACGUUUAUACUUGACCACGAGGUCACACAGUCUGCUGUCUGUGUGUAUCAGGGCCUCAAGUGUCUUUUACAGUAACAGAUGUGCCUGAGGACUGGAGGGAGAGCGGUACACGGCCCUUCACGAGGAGCUUUACUCAUUAGUUCCUACUUGUUCUGCUGAUCGACUGUCUGAUGCAGUUAUUGGUUUAAAAUGGCUGGGUGUUUUACAGUGUUAUAUUAUGAAGGACGUGAAACUCUGCCGUGUUACAGUCCUUUCUCUCAGACUGUCUGGCUUUUGC
Molecule: messenger RNA, 6233 nt
Organism: Epinephelus fuscoguttatus (brown-marbled grouper)
Lineage: Eukaryota; Metazoa; Chordata; Actinopteri; Perciformes; Serranidae
Gene: fam78bb
Product: family with sequence similarity 78 member Bb
Exons: 2
Coding region: 1052-1951 (299 amino acids)
Source: RefSeq, a predicted model, not a curated record